UGAACGCCCACGUGUCCAACGGCUCAAGUGCUGGCGCCUUGAAGUGAUACCUUCAAGCCCACGGUAUCGGUCCGACAUCCGUCCAACUACACGACUGCUUCACUCCCUUGCUGCCUAUUGUCCUUGUUUGUGCUGAGCGCUGUCACAUCACCUUUCAUUCACGUCGAGAGCAUACACAACGAUGGAGCUAUCCGAGAACAAGCAGAAAAUGCUCCGUGGGGAGCUUUACUACGCAUUUGUCCCCGAACUGACGGCUGAACGUAACCGCUGCGGACAAGCGUGCGCCCGAUACAACAACGCGGGUGACGUCUCAAGGCGCCGUCUAGCUGAACUGUUCCAGGACAUUCUGUGCGACAAGGCCGCACUGCCUCCUCCGGCCACAACCCCAGAAGAGGAUGAAAAACUGUUCGAGGAUCAUCCAUGGGUCUGUCGACCGGUCAACAUGGACUACGGUUACAAUGUAAAGCUUGGUAAGAACGUGAUGAUCAACUUCAAUGCGACCUUCCUGGACACGUGCGAGAUCAGUGUAGGCAGUCGAACCAUGUGCGGCCCAAAUGUCUCGUUUUACUCUGCCACGCACCCGCUUGAUCCUGUCCUCCGUCAAGGAACCAAGGGACCGGAGCUAGGGAAGGAAAUCCACGUUGGGGAGGACUGCUGGAUUGGUGGAAAUGUCGUUAUCCUACCUGGUGUCAACAUUGGUCGAGGAUCGGUCGUAGGCGCUGGCUCGGUCGUCACCAAGAGCGUUCCAGACUUCACUGUAGUAGCAGGGAAUCCAGCCAGAGUCAUUCGAAAGAUUGAGACUGCGAUGGAUCCUGCCAGUGGGAAGGUGUGGGAAGGUUGGGAAAAAGAGGUUGUCGAAGGAGCCGAGGUCCCAAUGGCGGAGAUGGGUGGUCGCGAUGAAGCAACUCAGACCCUGCCAGAGGCCAAGUGACCGCCUGCAGAGAGUCUCAAACCAACAUGUGAUAUGUUUUCGAAGCGCCCAGGUUUUGCAAGGCAUAAUGUUCCUGACAUAAUGUUCCUGGCUGUUGGUCCGGACCUGCAGACAAACGGUAGAGCCAAACUUGCUUGCCGAUGGCUAAUAAUUGCUGACAAUGAAUUAUACAUUAGAUGGCG
Messenger RNA from Paraphaeosphaeria sporulosa, 1113 nucleotides. RefSeq names its product trimeric LpxA-like protein. The record is from RefSeq and is a predicted model, not a curated record. Gene Ontology annotation, molecular function: acetyltransferase activity. The transcript is spliced from 2 exons. Lineage: Eukaryota; Fungi; Ascomycota; Dothideomycetes; Pleosporales; Didymosphaeriaceae. Bases 182 to 931 code for a protein of 249 amino acids.